AUGAUCAUCACGGAGAAAAUCCAGUCUAGACUAGAUAGCAUAAAGGCCUUGGCCAUUGGAACUCGACCGAAGUCGAGCUCCUCACACACUUCCAUAAUCGGAGCCGCAAUCGAUCUAGAGCACAAGAUAGAGGAAGACUCGACCAAGCUGCAAUCCCACAGAUCUUCUCCACAAGCUCAUCGACCGGCCAAUGGAACACGGUCAAUUUCGAAAUCGUCGGGUUGGAAGAACCCGCCUCUCGUUCGGCAACUUGAGCAAAGCAAGGACCAGACGACAGCGAUUGAACUCGAACCACGACGUCUUACGCCCACCCACCUCAACCGCCUCCUCUUCGCUCUCGACAUCUACCAACCCGACCACCGUCGAGACGAUACGAUGCUGCGACAGACUCUGGCUCGUUCGGCUUGGCGGACAGGCAGGCACGCCGCCAAAGCCUCGCGAGCCUUUUCCGCCACAGCCCAGCGUCCGGCCGAGGUCGAGCUCACGAUUGCUGGCUCUGCAUUGAUUCAAGCUUGCGAAAAGGCCGGAGCGACCGUCCCAAGGAAGCUAAUGAUUGCUGGAAACUGCCGUAUGUGCUUGGUUGAGGUCGAGAAGGUGCCGAAGCCAGUAGCAUCAUGCGCAUGGCCGGUACAACCGGGAAUGGUGGUCAAGACGAACUCGCCUAUCGCACACAAGGCCCGCGAGGGUGUUAUGGAGUUCCUUUUGGCAAACCAUCCCCUUGACUGCCCGGUUUGUGACCAGGGUGGCGAGUGUGACUUGCAGGACCAGUCAAUGAGGUAUGGCGCCGACAGGGGUCGCUUCCACGAGAUUGGAGGCAAGAGGGCUGUUGAGGACAAGAACAUCGGUCCUCUUAUCAAGACGUCGAUGAACCGAUGCAUUCAUUGUACACGCUGCGUUCGGUUCGCCAACGACAUUGCCGGAGCCAACGAGAUGGGUUCGACCGGCCGUGGAAACGACUUGCAGAUCGGCACCUACCUCGAGAAGAACCUGGACUCGGAACUUUCCGGCAACGUCAUCGAUCUUUGCCCCGUCGGAGCUCUGACUUCGAAGCCCUACGCCUUCCGGGCCAGGCCUUGGGAGCUGAAGAAGACGGAGUCCAUCGACGUCAUGGACGCUCUCGGUGCCAAUAUUCGUGUUGACUCGCGUGGCCUUGAGGUCAUGCGCAUUCUGCCCAGACUGAACGACGAUGUCAACGAGGAGUGGAUCGACGACAAGACCAGAUUUGCUUGCGACGGCUUGAGGACGCAGCGUCUCACCCUUCCUUUGAUCCGCAAAGAGGGCAAGUUUGAGCCGGCCUCGUGGGAGCAGGCUCUGAACGAGGUUGCUGAGAACUUUGCCCGCAUUGCCCCCAAGGGUAACGAGUUCAAGGUUAUUGCUGGCCAACUCACCGAAGUUGAGUCCCUGGUCGCCAUGAAGGACAUGGCCAACAAGCUUGGCUCCGAAAACCUGGCCUUGGACAUGCCCUCGGGUAGCCAGCCCAUCGCACAUGGUGUGGAUGUUCGCUCCAACUACCUUUUCAACUCUAGGAUAGCUGGUGUCGAGGAGGCCGAUGCUAUCCUGAUCGUCGGCAGCAACCCCAGGCACGAGGCUGCUGUUCUGAACGCUCGUAUCAGGAAACAAUGGCUUCGUUCGGACUUGGAGAUUGGCGUCGUGGGCGAGACAUGGGAUUCGACUUUCGAAUUUGAGCACUUGGGCACUGAUGUGGCUGCUCUGAAGAAGGCCCUUGCCGGCCCCUUCGGCAAGAAGCUUCAGUCCGCCAAGAGGCCGAUGAUCAUUCUUGGUUCUGGUGUCACGGAUCACGCCGAUGCCAAGGCAUUCUACGAGAUGGUCGGUGCCUUCGUAGACAAAAACGCUGCCAACUUUAUGACUCCUGAGUGGAACGGAUACAACGUUCUCCAGAGGUCCGCAUCAAGAGUUGGCGCUUUCGAGGUUGGGUUCGUCACCCCUUCGGCCGCCGUUGCCGAGACCAAGCCCAAGAUUGUUUGGCUUCUGGGUGCCGAUGAUUUCCAAGCUUCAGACAUCCCCAAGGAUGCUUUCGUCAUCUACCAGGGCCACCAUGGUGAUAAGGGUGCCGAGAUCGCAGACGUGGUCCUCCCAGGUGCCGCAUACACCGAGAAGUCUGCAACCUACAUCAACACCGAGGGUCGUGUCCAGAUGACCCGGGCCGCCACCUCGUUGCCUGGUGCCGCUCGCACAGACUGGAAGAUCAUUCGUGCCGCGAGCGAGUUCUUGGGCGUUCCUUUGCCCUACGACGAUCUGGCCAUGGUUCGCGACCGCAUGGUUGAGAUCAGCCCGGCUUUGGCUGCCUAUGAUAUUGUUGAGCCGGUGGCUCUGCAACAGCUGAGCAAGGUGCAGCUUGUCGACCAGAACAAGGGAUCGAAGCCGACCAACGCAGCACUGAAGCACGCCGUCGAGAACUUUUACUUUACCGACGUUAUUUCGAGGAGUUCGCCAACGAUGGCUCGCUGCUCGGCAGCCAAGGAGACCGGCAACCCCAAGACUGACUUUAUGGCUCCUGGCAUGACGGAAGAUAAGCCCAUGGGUCAGGUGGCCUACGGAUCGUAAGACAGCCACCGAGCCAAGAAUUAACGUAGACCAAACCCAAAAAAAGAAUAUAAGAUGAAUUAGUAGGGGGAUGUAAGAAGGUUUAGAGCACGGGAUUAGCCCACCCUUUUUAAUCUCUGGGCGUGGAUUUCCCUUUGUGUCAUUUCUACGGUUUUUGUACAUAUCUGGGAGUAUCGAGGGAAGAACACCAGUCUUUUUUUUUGCCCGUCAAAUCGUGAAUACAACACUGGUUCCGCA
Molecule: messenger RNA, 2802 nt
Organism: Pyricularia grisea
Lineage: Eukaryota; Fungi; Ascomycota; Sordariomycetes; Magnaporthales; Pyriculariaceae
Exons: 7
Coding region: 1-2565 (854 amino acids)
Biological process (GO): ATP synthesis coupled electron transport
Cellular component (GO): membrane
Molecular function (GO): NADH dehydrogenase (ubiquinone) activity; iron-sulfur cluster binding
Source: RefSeq, a predicted model, not a curated record